CGUCAAUGGGAAAUUAGCAGUAAACCACAUACCACAAGCGUUAUCUAAGGAAGAUGCAGUGUUCUAGUGCAUACCUCUGAAGGAGCUGAUCCUGGGUGUGGAAUAGUCUCUGCGUGGCCCAGUUUGGAGCAGACUGAUAAGGCUCCUUGUUUCUUAGCAACGACAGUCUGCCGUAGCCAGAAACCUGCCCCUCUGCAGCUGGAGGGAAAAUUCUGAAUGUCUCAAAUUUGUAUCUUGAACCAAGACCUAUGUCUUUCCUGGGCAUGGAGGUGCCAUAUGUCCUUCUCUUAACUAGACUCGUAGCAGAAGUUGCCAGCAAAUCUACUGAAAGUUCGGUUUCAGAAACAGAAUGCUGUGUGGAUAUGUUGGAUUCAAACAGUUCCUGUCCAGUAACCAACCAGUGCAGUCCAGGUUGUUACAGACGAUGGAAUGAGGAUGGUAGCAGCAGUUGCAUUAAAUGCAAAAAUGAAACCCUUCCUGUUUCAUCUGUUUACAAUCUGACCGAAUGCAGAAAUACUGGUAUCAGAGGAAUGAAUUUCCAAAUGAAUAUAAGCACCGUCACUCCUUUCAUACAGAACAUAGGGGGCCCAGAAGUGGCAGCCUCUCUCAUCUUAGGGACAUUUUUCAUCAGUUUAUUCCUGAUUCUGUCUGUUGCUUCUUUCUUCUACCUCAAACGUGCCAAUAAACUUCCUAAUGUUUUCUACAGAAGAAACAAAGCAUCUGUUCUCCAGCCUAGUGAAACAGCAUCCAUGAUCCCUCCCCCAGCUUCUUCAGUUCGGAAGCCACGAUAUGUCAGACGAGAACGGUCGCUAGUGACGUCUGCAUCUGCUGCUAUCAUCUCUUCUUCCGAAACCAGGGUCAGCAAUGUUUAGCCUUCAUUCUUGACUGAGGACUUUGUAAGUGUACACAGUAUCGAAGAAAAUUUUUCUGAAUCCACUGAAGUGCCAGGAAAACAUCGCAAGCAGCUGACCUAAACGGAAGCCAAAUUACUGUGUCAAAGGGUUUGUGCCAAAUGUUAACAGAGAAAUAAACUAAUGCAAAGAUACUGAUGGCAGGCGACAUCCAGUUUGGUGAACUGCUCUGGUGAUCUUGAAAUGCACUGUUCCAGCUCUGUGGUUUCAUUUGGCUCCUACAGAUGCUGUGUUUAAAACCUUUAAAGGAUCUGCCUGCCUUUGGUACACUUUCAGUUUUGGCAAGUUCUUCUGCCUGUGUUGUGAUGUGUUCUGUGUUCCCAGAGCUGAAUGUGUCACUGCUGCAGGUCAACGCAAAAUACUGGGAUUACUCAAGGAUGUGGACUUGUUUGAAGGACCCACUUGUAAAUGCUAACACUAAGUGCCACUGCUUUAACGUUGUAGGACAAUAUAACGAUACUUAACAUGCAGUAUCCUAUUGAAGCAAAAAAUGAUGCCUCCUGGAGCAGCCUCUUCAGCCUAUGACAUAGCUGACCCUGGUUUUUAACUGUGAAUAUAGACCCACUAUCCAGACACUGUUGUUCUUGGUGCUUUUGAAGGCUGUGGUCAGUAUGGGUCCAAUCCCAAGUGUGGGAAUUUGUUGGGAAGCUUUUCCAAUUGGCUUCAUCUCAGUCCUUGGAUAAAGAGUCAUUUGCUUUGGCUUUGUAACUGAUAGGUUGCUACGUCUGUCCUGCAAAGACUGUCUCUGCCAGCUUCCUUCCCUUAACACAGCAGUUGAAGGGAAACCAUAAUUCCCACAGGGUAGCUGUGCAGCCAUUAGACAUGUCUGUGAGUAUUGAGAUGAAGUGGAGAGGUCAGGUAGCUUCUGCCGAUGCAAUAAGGGGUUUCUUUGGUCAAGCCCUUCGUUAACAUGCCUGACAUCUGCAGGCCAGCACCUUAUGACAGAGCUCAACAAGUAUUUUCUUGUUGAAUGUGCCAGCCUAAAUAGCCCCUGCUC
This is a messenger RNA of Egretta garzetta (little egret), 1908 nucleotides long. RefSeq names its product chromosome unknown C1orf159 homolog (gene CUNH1orf159). The coding region runs from base 249 to 872 and encodes 207 amino acids. The record is from RefSeq and is a predicted model, not a curated record. Lineage: Eukaryota; Metazoa; Chordata; Aves; Pelecaniformes; Ardeidae. The transcript has 10 exons.